Tripterygium wilfordii is the source of this 809-nucleotide messenger RNA. RefSeq names its product monothiol glutaredoxin-S10-like. The transcript is spliced from 5 exons. Gene Ontology annotation, molecular function: glutathione disulfide oxidoreductase activity. Gene Ontology annotation, biological process: cellular response to oxidative stress. NCBI's taxonomy places the organism in Eukaryota, Viridiplantae, Streptophyta, Magnoliopsida, Celastrales, Celastraceae. Bases 31 to 582 code for a protein of 183 amino acids. The record is from RefSeq and is a predicted model, not a curated record. Gene Ontology annotation, cellular component: cytoplasm.
GUGUAGAGACUAGAGAGACGCUGACGCUCUAUGAAGGUCCGAAUAAUGGCGCUCAAUCUCUCAUCGGUUUCUCUGAAAUCUUCGCGAGCGCUCGCUCCUCUCACCAAUCUCUCCACUUUCUCUAAUCGACCGAACAAUGAUGGCAGAAGCAUCAAUAGCUGUCUUCAAUCAAUCAGCACAAGCACGAGCUUUAGGAGCAUCAGUAGCUCCAGAGGAUACAGACCCAUCUCGGUCCGAGCCAUGUCUUCCUCGUCGUUUGGGUCACGGCUUGAAGAUAGUGUGAAGAAGACAAUUGCCGACAACCCAGUCGUUGUUUACUCCAAAACUUGGUGCUCGUAUUCUUCUGAGGUGAAGUCGUUGUUCAAAAAACUUGGUGUCGAAGCACUGGUUGUAGAAUUGGACGAACUGGGUCCCCAGGGGCCCCAGUUACAGAAGAUACUUGAGAGGCUUACCGGUCAACAUACUGUUCCAAAUGUUUUUAUUGGGGGCAAACACAUCGGCGGUUGUACAGAUACCAUGAAGCUCCAUCAGAAAGGAGAACUUGAAUGUUUGGUUUCUGAAGCUAACCCCCAAAGUAGCUGAUCUUUUUGGAAGAGGCAGCUGGUAAGGGUCUCAUUCUCUUGCUGAUGUUGGUUUCUUGAGAACACGACAUUGAAAACGAGUGAAAUUUGAUCUUGUCGUCAUUAAUUUCCAUCUAAAUUUAUUUUCCCUCUAACAAUGUACAUUACAAUUUUGAGAAAUUAAUUUUAUUCUCACUUGUGAACCUUGUUCUGGUUUAUUUGCAAUGGGAGCUUAAAUUUUGCCCACAA